GAAAGACACCGGAAAUUCGCGGCAAAGUUGAAAAGUGCAGCACAACGUGAACAAAAUCCAGUCUUUUGCGGGCAACAACGGUGGAUAAACAAAAGGAGACGGAAUAAAGAUACAUAGACGGUCGUAAAGAGACUGAGUUGCAGAUUCGCACCAAGAACAUUAUUCGUAAAGAUCCGAACCGGGGAUAUUAAAAAUCCUCCCAUCAGCGAAACUUCUCAACAAUAAAAAAAAUAUUAAAUUCUGAGCAACAAUGGCGGACAUCAAGGGCUAUAAAUCCCUGUUCUUCAGCCUGUUAUUAAUUUCAUUUUGCAGAAACAGUUGCCAAGAUUCGAAAAGUGAAAACGACGCGAAGGAACUCGAAGCAAGUUGCGAUAGCGUCGAUAUCGAUUAUCGACUUUCCAAGGACGUGAUUCCCGUGGCUUAUAACGUGAAGUUGGUCCCUUAUCUUACCGAUUUAAACUUCACUUUCGGGGGUGAAGUCACCAUCGAAGUUUUCGUGCAAAAUCCCGUCGCGACGAUCGAACUUCAUUCUCAUUUAUUAAAUAUUCAUGACAAUCCGAUAGUAACGAAUUCCGAGGAGGACUCUCUUCGCGUAUCGAAAACGAGUUACAACAAUUGCAAACAAACUUACAGUUUGCACUUCCCCACAGCAUUGGAGCCGGAAACUUACAGGAUUCGAUUGAAGUUCGAUGGGAUCCUUCGAGAAGAUCCUUGCGGUUUCUACAGGACAUAUUACAUGAAUUCUGGGAGAAAAAGAUGGAUUGUUGUCACUCAAUUCGAGACCGUUUGUGCCCGUCGAGCGUUUCCAUGUUUCGAUGAGCCUUCUCUCAAAGCGAAAUUCAGCAUCUGGGUUGCCCAUUUAAAAAACCAAACAGCAUUGUCCAACAUGCCCAGGAAAUCGAGUCCAUUGUUACCAGAUACGUCGAUUGGAGAUCGAAUUUGGAGCAUCUUCAGGUCCACCCAAAAGAUGUCGAGCUACCUCGUAGCCAUUGUUGUCUUCGACUUCAACUACGUUGCAAAUUACCGGAGCAACAUUACUGUGUGGACAUCGGGGGAUUUGGAAAGUGCCGGUCAUGUCCUCGCCAAAUCCCGGAAAUACCUUGACUUAUUGUCCAACUUUACUGGUAUCGAUUAUUCCGAUAUCAUGCCGAAAAUGGAUCAAGUUAUUGUCCCCAACACGCCGAUAAACGGGAUGGAGAACUGGGGACUGAUUACGUACAGGGAGCGAAAUGUCGAGUUGAAAAGUAGAAUGUCGACAAGUCGACAAUUGCAGGAUGUCAACAUGGUGAUUUGUCACGAAUUGACCCAUCAAUGGUUUGGGAACUUGGUCGGUCCAGCAUGGUGGAAGUACAUUUGGUUAAACGAGGGAAUCGCUACUUACUUUCAAUAUUUAAUAACAUCCUCAGCCGAGACCAGCUGGGGACUUAUGGACCACUUUACAAUAAACCUUUGCCACAAAGCAUUCGAAUUCGAUCUCUCGACAAAGUCACAUCCUUUGAACGUCGACAUCGAGAAGCCUUCCAGGACAUUCGACCUCUUCGACACAAUCACGUAUUACAAAGGCGCCUGCACUGUUCGCAUGUUGUCUCACAUUCUAGGCGAGGAGGUCUUCCAAAAUGGCGUAAGAAUUUACCUUACGAAGCGGAAAUAUGAAUCGGCGACCACGGAUGAUCUGUGGGAAGCUUUUCAAGAAGCAUCGGACAGUUCAAAUCGAACAUUGUUGCAGAAACAUUUGAGUAUAAAAACUAUAAUGGACACAUGGACCGAUCAGAAAGGGUACCCCUUAAUCACGGUUAUCAGAAACUAUACCACGAAUACUCAGGAAAUUACUCAGGAGCCAUUUUUGCUAAAAAGUCCUCACGGCACGGAUGUAAAAAAUAAUUCUAGAUGGUGGAUUCCCAUAAACUUUGUAGCUAAAACCUACUGGUACUUAUCAGACACUGCUGCAAGUGACUGGAUGAGAAAAGAAGACGACAGUAUAAUGCUCACAGGAUUUAACGCGAAGGAUUGGAUAAUAUUUAAUAUGCAGCAAAUGGGUUAUUACCGCGUCAAUUAUGACGAUACAAAUUGGAAGCUGAUAAGUAAUCACCUUCGUACCUACAUGUACAACACGAUUCAUGUGUUGAAUCGAGCACAGUUAAUUGAUGAUUCCCUCAAUUUGGCGAAAUAUGGAUACGUUAAUUACUCGAUCCCUUUGGAAUUGUUGCUCUACUUGCCAAGGGAAAAGGAGAGCAUCCCCUGGGAAGCAGCCCUUGCAGGACUCUCUUAUUUGAAUACCAUGCUAAAGGAUUCACAUAUCUAUGGGAGGUUCAAGAAUUACGUGCUGGGAAUUGUUACCACUCUAGAGAAGAGUCUGGGGUAUGAAGUUUUAAAAACCGACGACCAUCUCAGGAAAUUGUUGAGAACGGAAGUUCUUUCUUGGGCGUGUAUGAUGGGCAAUAAUGUUUGCAAGAAAAAAGCCGAACAGACGUUAUUAAAGUAUUACGGGGCGAAAGAUCCAAAUGAUUUCAUAAUAUCUCCGGAUUUGAAGGUUUGGGCAUAUUGCGAAGGUAUUCGCCAUGCUAAUAAGUCAGUUUGGUAUUUUUUCCUAGACAGGUACUUUGUUACUAAACAUCCAAACGAGCAAGAUUUGCUCUUAUCAGGCUUAGGGUGUAUCGAAAAUAAACAAAUUUUGACGGAGUUCUUAUCACUCCUCGUAACUGGCGGAUUAAAAAAUCGCUACGAAACCGCGAUCUCCGUCUUCGGUUAUAUUUACAAAAGAAGCAGUAAGAAUAUAAUGAUUGUCUUGGAUUUUCUUGACGAGAAUUACAAGAUAGUUGCUCCUUUCUUGGCUGCAGAUUCUUGGUCGAAGAAUCCGCUUUGCACAUUAUUGACCAACAUCGCCGAGACAAUAACCAAUGAUAAGCAAAUUACGAAGUUAAAAAGUUUAAUUUCGAGACACGAGAAGCAAUUUGGAGCAGAAGCUACAUGUGUCACCGAAGCGAUAACAAUGGCGGAGAAAAAUAUGAAUUGGUUGAAAAAAUACGAAAGAGACAUCGUAUCGUAUUUCCAGAAGGAAGAUUCUAACUCCGUAGACAAAGACAACGGAUCUGCGAUAACUCUCGCCAAUAUUAUGCUUAUCACAUUGUCGAUAACAAUUGCGGCAGACAUUUGAUAAUCGUUCGUAUCAUCACCCGAAGUCUAAUUCCGAGGAAAGUCUCCUGGUUAUUAAUAAAAAUUGCCUACAGAAAGUCGAAUCGUCGUUGUAAAUAGUAACAAUUACAAGACAUGCCACCGAUAACCCGAUAAAUAAAUAAACAAAUUAUCA
Molecule: messenger RNA, 3307 nt
Organism: Orussus abietinus
Lineage: Eukaryota; Metazoa; Arthropoda; Insecta; Hymenoptera; Orussidae
Product: aminopeptidase N
Exons: 13
Coding region: 251-3154 (967 amino acids)
Biological process (GO): proteolysis; peptide catabolic process
Cellular component (GO): cytoplasm
Molecular function (GO): zinc ion binding; metalloaminopeptidase activity; peptide binding
Source: RefSeq, a predicted model, not a curated record